This is a messenger RNA of Paramormyrops kingsleyae, 4374 nucleotides long. Its product is annotated as NMDA receptor synaptonuclear signaling and neuronal migration factor. Gene Ontology annotation, biological process: regulation of neuronal synaptic plasticity; regulation of neuron migration. NCBI's taxonomy places the organism in Eukaryota, Metazoa, Chordata, Actinopteri, Osteoglossiformes, Mormyridae. The record is from RefSeq and is a predicted model, not a curated record.
GAUGCCUUCAUAAGUAUUUCAAAUUUAUAAUUAUUAUAUUAUUAUAUUUUGACUUAAUUGUGCGGCUCGAAUUCUACCUGCCGAAAUUCGGGAAGUACUUUUCCUACGUGUACUAAUGCAGCAUUCCCCGGACAUCUAGCUUACCGGUGCACCUUAACCCAUCCUAUGCGCUGUCCUAGUCCUCUACGACAAUGCAGUUAGUAUGGCGCGUGUUUACAAACAAGCUGCCACAAAAGUUGUCACGUGGGCACACUUGUCGCCGUACUCCGUCACCUCUUCCAUGGACAGCAUGUAGCUCUACUGACCCAUUUCUCUAACAAACGUCUCCGUUUGAAAACUCACCUGCCCUCACCUUAAUAAUGCAAUCGCUCCGUUGGUCGAAGGGGGAGGGGCUGCAGUGGAGCUCCUAUUAAGGUUGCCGUUUCCUUCCUGUUCACUGUCCCCCCCCCCUCUUUCACAUCAAUGAGGGGAGGAGAAAAGCGAAGCCGAAGGGACGGCUGCUCUUUGGCGAUGUGCGCAUCCCAGUGUGUGUGUGUGUUUUUUUUUCCUUCCUCGAUCUUCAUUGACUUCAUCGCAUUUACUAGCGGUCCGGAUGGGGGGGUGGGGUGGUGAUGGUGGGACAGCUCUCCGCUCGGUCUCCAAUCCCCUACCUCUACCUGUUCCUUUGACAUCGCGUACAAAUUAGCCCUGCCUCCUGACACUUGUUGUUUCUCCUCCGGUCGUACGACGGAGGUGGCCGAUGAUCCUUCUCUUCUACACCUCCUCCCGAUCUCCGCUCCUGGAAUGAGCAGCUCCAGCCCCAGCGCCGUUUCCACUCCAGCAUGGGAACCGCUGUGUCCAAACGGAAGAACCUGAGGACCGACGCGAUAUCCUCCGUGGCAGCCAAAGUUCGAGCAGCCAGAGCAUUUGGAGAGUACCUCUCUCACAGCAACCCAGAGAACCACAACGGAUCAGACCACCUGCUGUCCGACACUUUAGUGGUCCAAGACUCGGAAUCGCCUGACGCGGCCUGUCCCCACGGCAACAGUCUCCACCCUCAGCCGCGCCCCUCCCAGGUAGUGCAGCCCAGCCCAGAGAAAGAGGAGCAGCCAGGCAACUCGCAACUGAACGCGUCCCUGCGGCGCCCCCUACCACUAGAUCGAAGCUUCUCCAUCGAGGAGCAGCAAGAGAAGCGGCCCGAGGGCACUGUCCAGUCGCCCCGUGUAUACACCAUCACUGGCGAAGGAGGCAUGUUGGGAGAUCGAGGCAGUGAGGAGAGCCUGGAGCUGGAAGUACUGAAGGGGAGCCAAGAGGCGGGGCCCCCUUCAAGCCAAACCCCAGCUCUGGCUAACGCUGCCCUCCAGCAGGGGCGUGGCCACCAUCGACCCACCCACAACCGGCCCACCCAUCACCGCAGCCACCACCAUCACCACGGCAACCAGCCAUCGCAGCCCCUGCAGAGCUCGGGGAGCGACCACAACAUCCGUGAGUGGGCAGUCCGCAGGGCGGGGUCCCGGGAGGAGCAGAGCCCUGACUGCGAGGCCUGCUGCCGCCCGCCAUCCCACAGCCAGCGCUCGUUGGACUUGGACAGCUGCCCACGAGAUGGGGGCCGGCAGCGCCGCAAGCUGGAGAGGAUGUACAGCGAGGACCGCGUGUCCGCCGAGGACAGAGAGGACACAGUGAACAGCUGGUUCCCCAAGGAGAACAUGUUCAACUUCCAGACGGCGACCACCACCAUGCAGGCGAUAUCAAACUUCCGGAAGCACCUGAGGAUGGUGGGCAGCCGGAGGAUGAAAGUUCAGAGCGGGGACCUGCAGUCUUCCUCAGGGGCUUUGAACGAAGAGAUCUGUGAAGACCUGGACUGGGAGCAGGAGAGGGAGGUGGAGAGGGCAGACUGCCAGGGAGAUGACUUCAUCCCCCCAAAAAUAAUGCUGAUCUCCUCCAAGGUCCCAAAGGCAGAGUACAUCCCAAACAUCAUCCGGCGGGGUGACUCAUCCAUCAUCCCCAUCCUCUACGACCAUGAGCAUGCCACGUUCGAUGACAUUCUGGAGGAGAUAGACAAGAAGCUGACUGCUUACCGGCGAGGCUGCAAGAUCUGGAAGAUGCUAAUCUUCUGUCAGGGGGGGCCCGGGCAUCUGUACCUGCUGAAGAACAAGGUCGCCACGUUCGCGAAGGUGGUAAAAGAGGAGGACAUGAUUAACUUCUGGAGGCGCCUCAGCCGCAUGAUGAGCAAACUGAACCCGGAACCGAACCUGAUCCACGUCAUGGGCUGCUACGUCCUGGGCAACGCCAACGGAGAGAAGCUUUUCCAGAACCUGAAGAAUCUGAUGAAGCCAUAUUCUGUGGAGUUUAAAUCCCCGCUGGAGCUGUCAGCGCAGGGCAAGGAGAUGAUUGAGACUUACUUCGACUUCCGCCUCUUCCGCCUAUGGAAAGCCCGCCAGCACUCCAAGCUGCUAGAUUAUGAUGACCUCAUGUGACCCACUCGUCCAGCACUUAUUGGUCCCACUUUAAAACCGUCCCACUUAGCCGGGACGCCGUGAAACAGAGCCCCCGGCAACGACGAAGCUGGGGGGGAUAAGAGGCGAGAAGGGGAGUGCCCAUUAGCUAGCCCCUCCCCCUUUUAGAACUCUCGGCCAAUGAAGCCACAGCCUCGCUCAAUGUGAGGCGGGAGGUGUGGAAAUGGGCCCUGGAGGUGCCUCGGCAACAUUUCGGGGGUGGAGACCCCAGGAGAGCCAGGCAGCAGGAAAGCAAGUCCGCUGGGUUGGAAACGGACAACAGUCUAGGAGCAUCGCUCUCCGCAUACGCUUGAUUCUUCCUCAAAGAGACGGCAAAGACUGCAGUCUUUAGGCCGAUUAUUUGUAUGGACUUUUUCAAGGAGGAAGACCACUGAAAUGUAUACAUACCUUAAAAACAUACAGUAUAUCAAUAGUUAUAUGACUAUUCUGUAUUUAAGCUGUUUGGUUUUAUAGUCUUACUGUAACGGUAUUAGUCACAGACUCCUUUGAAAAUCUCAGGUUGACCAAACCUUUUCUUGAUCGUGCCCAAUGUGAGCUCCGGGUUCGAGAUGCAGAGCAACCAAGCCAAUCUGAGAGUCCGGCCUAGGGGAGUCAGGCCUAGAGGAGUUGUUUUGGUGUGCGUGUGUGUGUGUCUGUGUGUGUGUGUACAUAUAUGCAUUUCCUGGUUUCUCAGCACUCUGAUUGCAGUUUGAGCAGAUUUCCAGUAGGAUUUAAACAUGCUUCCCAGUGCUUUGACUGGGGCCUGAUGUGUCUUGAUGAUUUUCCAUUAUUUUUCUGCAUAUUAGCCAAACCCAUUCUUACUAAUGGGUGAUUCACGUCAUGUCCUUUAGAGAAUGUGGCAGUAGCAGAAGCACCCCCAGGGUUACGGGGGUGGCGUUGUAGUGAUAGCUAUAUAGUCAUUUUGUCAUGCAUGUGUUUUAUGCCAGUUUUGGGUCAGAAUUCCUAACAGGGGACAAUUGGUAGAGUUGGAAAAAAUAAAUACAGAGUCGCCUUAAGCUUGGUCCUCAGAGCUCCGUAGUGUUAUUAAUCUGCGUCUAACCUAAUCUUUCCAAAUGGCUGAGGGAGUGUUUGGGUUGGAUGAGGCUUCAAAACCCACGAUUGGUGAACUUAUGGACGAUGUUCUCUGUCUGCUAGUUUGCUCCUAGGCUGUGAAGCCUCUUGUUCCCUGGUUGUUUUUUUGCUUCAGUGUCUCAGACUGUACUGGGUGAAUAUCAGGUUUCCUUUGCCCUUAUCACCAAGCCUGCUUUCUCACACUGACUCAUAGCUGUCUGCAUGCCACAGGCCCCAGUAUUAAGCACCCGGUGACCCAUUAGCCCAUAGCAUCAUAGCGCUGUGGCGAUCGUCACUUCGACUGAACUCCAACUUCGACUUAAACUUUGCUGCCCAAAAAGUCACCAAUUAAGAUUUAAAAAGGGGCUUGUCUGCUGGCUAACAUACUGUAGCCUCACAGCUUUGCCUCGGAAUGUUCGGGAACUUGGCAUGUUCUUCAGGUACUAUACCGUUUCCUUCCACAGUUCAAAAACAUGCAGUUAGCCCAACUGGUAAUUCUAGAUUGCCCAUAGCAUGUAAAUAUGUCUACCUAGUGAUGGACUGGCCUGACAUCCAGGGUGUUCCCUGUGCAUUGUGGGAUUGAUCCCACGCUCAGUGCAGCCCUGUGCUACGUAAGCAUUUACGCAAGACGACGAGGCGUUGCUUUAAGUUCAGUAAACUAAUUAGCAAUUUUACAUAACAGAAUGAUUCAGAUCUACAGAAAACAGGAUUAAUAUGAACAAUGAGGGCUGGUGAGGGGUCAUCAUGCAGGGAUCUCCUGGAUGUGGCUCAGCUCAUUGCGAUUGGAGCUCUGAUUGCCUUCAGCUUUUGACUCUGUGUGUGUGUGUGU